Wasmannia auropunctata (little fire ant) is the source of this 1000-nucleotide messenger RNA. RefSeq names its product surfeit locus protein 4 homolog (gene Surf4). The record is from RefSeq and is a predicted model, not a curated record. Gene Ontology annotation, biological process: Golgi organization. Lineage: Eukaryota; Metazoa; Arthropoda; Insecta; Hymenoptera; Formicidae. Gene Ontology annotation, cellular component: membrane; endoplasmic reticulum-Golgi intermediate compartment; endoplasmic reticulum. The coding region runs from base 109 to 921 and encodes 270 amino acids. The transcript is spliced from 3 exons.
ACCGCUCUGCACCGCCGUCAGCCGUGCCACUUGCGUGCGCGCACGUGUGUAUGUCGGUGUGUGCGUGCAUGGGUAGCUUUUUCGGUUUUUGAAAGACAGUACACCACGAUGGUGAUCUCGCAGGAGGUGCUCUCGAGGGCGGAGGAGAUCGCCGAUCAGGUUAUCCGCAAUGGCAAACACGUGCUUCCGACGUUGGCACGAUUAUGCCUCAUCGCUACAUUCCUAGAAGACGGUUUACGAAUGUGGUUCCAAUGGAGCGAGCAGCGGGAGUACAUGGAUGCCUCUUGGGGCUGUGGAAAAUUCCUGGCUACCAUCUUUGUUCUUGUAAAUCUUGUGGGACAACUCGGCGGAUGUAUCAUGGUGAUUGGCAGAUGGCGAGUCAACAUAGCCUGCGGCGUUCUCUUCUUCAUCGUGAUCCUACAGACUAUCGCUUACAGCAUUCUAUGGGAUAUGCAGUUCUUGUUCAGAAAUUUGGCGCUGAUAGGAGCGCUUCUGUUGGUAUUAGCUGAAUCCCGAGACGAAGGCAGAUCGCUGUUUGCCGGCGUUCCUAGUCUUGGCGACAACAAACCGAAAAAUUUGCUGCAAUUAGCCGGUCGAAUAUUGUUGGCAUUCAUGUUUGUUACGCUGAUCCGCUUCGAGAUAUCCUUCCUGCAGAUCCUCCAGGAUAUCGUUGGCAGCAUCCUGAUGUUGCUAGUGACAGUCGGCUACAAGACUAAACUGAGCGCAUUGCUACUUGUUGCUCUGCUGACUGCAUUGAACUUCUACCACAAUGCGUGGUGGUCCAUUCCUGAUUAUAAACCGCUCAGGGAUUUCCUCAAAUACGACUUCUUCCAGACAUUAUCAGUCAUCGGUGGCCUUCUGAUGAUAGUCUCUCUAGGUCCAGGCGGUGUAUCGAUGGACGAACAUAAGAAAGAAUGGUAGAAAUAAUUCCAUUUGCGGAUAUGAAGGAUGUAUGCGUCAUUGGGUUGUUGUCACGAAAGAUAAACCGAAUUAUCAGGCC